GCUUCCUCCUCCUCGGCUCAGGUUCAGGCUCCGGCGACCCGUUAUCCGCGCGCCGCGGGAGCAGCAGAGGCGAGGCAGCGCCGCUCGGCAGGGAUCAGCAAUAUUUGAUGAACUGGAGCUGACGAAGUUGAAGUCAUGACCUUUUUGAAACGAAGAAAGGCAGCUAAAGGCUCCGAAGAGAAUCUAAAACACCAGGAGGUUGAAAAGCCCAAAAUGAAGGCUUCAACCAGUAAUAUUUCAAUCAUAGAAGCAGCUUGUUCUGUUUCACUAUUCUGUAUUCUAUUGCGAUCUGUUUUUAAUGUGGUACGUUAUUCAACAGGUAGAGUGGGACUGAAAGGUAUAACAUUCCUGGUUGGUGGAUUAGCAGCAGUUUUCUUAGGACUCUUGACCUCUGUUUAUGUGGCGACUUUGCAUGAAAAUGAUCUGUGGUUUUCUUCUAUCCAGGAGGUGGAGCGGGAAAUUUCAUUUAGGACAGAAUGUGGUCUGUACUACUCUUACUACAAACAGAUGCUGCAAGCCCCAACCAUAAGCCAAGGAUUGAAUGAGCUCAUGUAUGACAAUAAAACUGAAUCGAGGAGAACGAUAAACCUCCUGAAGCGAAUGAACAUUUACCAAGAGGUUGCACUGAGCAUUUUGUACAGAAUUCUGCCCAUUCAGAAUUACCUGGAACCAGUUUAUUUCUACUUGUAUGCAAUAUUUGGACUCCAGACCAUUUAUGUCAUUUCCAUGUACGUUACCAGCUGGCUACUAAGUGGAACCUGGCUGUCAGGAGCCCUUGCAGCCAUAUGGUAUCUCCUAAAUAGAAUAGAUACUACAAGAGUGGAGUUUACUAUUCCUCUUCGAGAGAACUGGUCACUUCCAUUUUUUGCGUUACAAAUAAUGGCAAUUACAUACUACCUCAGACCACAUCUGAAACCUCUUCAACAGCGGCUAUCACUUACAUUGAUCUUGACCUCAACAUUCCUUUUCUGCGUGACCUGGCAGUUUAACCAGUUUAUUUUGCUGAUACAAGCAUUGGCUCUGUUUUCCUUGGACUGUUUAGAUAUGGUACCCGGACGACAGAUUACAUCUCUCUACCUGGUUCAAGUGGCCUCGUUGCUUCUCGUCUGUAUACUGCAGUUUAACAACUCUAUGCUGUUGGGCUCUUUGUUCCUAAGUUUUAUUUUUGCUGCCCUCACAGUGAAAUGCUUGCAGGAAAACUUAAAAACUGGUGGUUUGAUUAUAAGAGUUGCAAAACUAGUGCUUCAUCUUGGCCUGGUAUUCUGUUUAACAGCUCUAACAAAUAACACAAUUAAGAACCUUCUAGGCCUAGAAUCUGAUGAACACAUUUUUAAGUUCCUCAGAGCAAAGUUUGGAUUUGGAGAAACACGGGAUUUUGAUGCUCAAUUAUACCUGUGUGAAGAAGCAUUUGGCCUGCUGCCCUAUGAUACUUUUCAAAGGCUUUCAAAAACAUUAGUUUUCCCUUCAUAUAUUUUGGUUUUAUUCUUCACCAUGAUUAUUGCUGUACUUGUUGCUAUUCGGAAUCUCAGCUAUUCAUCUCGCAUCCAGAUCACAGCUGUUAAAGACGAGCAAGUGACGAUGCUGAAAUCAGACAUGGCCUACAAUCUAGUGCAUAAUCUCUUGUUUGGUCUGCUGGCAUUAAGCACAAUGAGAAUGAAAUACUUAUGGACAUCCCACCUGUGUGUCCUUGCAUCUGCUGGAAUUUGCAGCAAUCAUUUGUGGAGUCUGAGUCUCAAAGCAAUUCAUCUAUAUUCUCCUCAACGGGUACGUGUGAUGAGAUUUGCAGUUCCCGUACUGAUGUUUCUUUACCUUUGCCAUGAGUUCUGGCCGAAAGUGAUGGCUGAACUAUCAGACCUGAGGGAAUUCUAUGACCCAGACACAGUUGAAUUAAUGAACUGGAUCAAAACAAAAACUCCAAAAGAUGGGGUGUUUGCUGGAAGUAUGCAGCUGUUAGCAGGAGUCAAACUGUGUACCGGGAGAACCAUUACUAACCACCCUCACUAUGAAGAUAAGAAGCUGAGAGAAAGAACAAAGCAGAUCUAUCAGAUUUAUUCACGCCGUUCCCCUGAAGAUGUUUACAAUAUCUUGAGAUUAUACGGUGCAGACUACAUCCUCCUCGAGGACAGUGUUUGUUACGAAAGAAGACACAGCAGAGGCUGUCGCUUGAGAGAUCUGCUUGAUGUAGCAAAUGGGCAUGUGAUGGAUGGCCCAGGAGAAAAUGACCCUGAUUUGAAACCCUCUCCUUAUCAACGUUUUUGCGAUGAAAUCAAGUCUAACCAACCUCCGUACACCACUUACUUUGCCCGUGUGUUUCGGAACAAAACCUUCCAUGUCUACAGACUCAAGAAAAAGAAAGAUGCACCCUAUUAGAAGCUAGGCUUCUGCAGUUGUUCCAUUACUGCAUUGUAACAUGUCAAUGUCUGGUUUGACACAAUUGAAAACAAUGACUGUUUACGGAAAGAGUAUGUGAGAAGAAUUAGCUUAGCUCCUGCUGAAUGGUAUCAUUUCACUUUUAAGAGAAUUAUUCACCAGGUGUUCCAACUCGUCCUUCAGGCCUAGUUUUAUUUCAUGCUCAUUUACCAUUGAAAGCAAGAGGUUGUAUUUUUUGUUCCAGUUCUACAAGUUUUAAUUUGUUGAAACAAAAUUUGCACUGCCAGUUAAUUUAAUCACCAGCUAAAUAUCUUAACAUGCAAACUAUUUUUUCUCUCACUAAGUACAGUAUAACAUUAACAUUUGAAUGUUUUCUUAUUGCACAAUAAUUUAAAUGUAAGAUCAUUUAAUCAAGGUAUUUUUCUCAUCUUGUCUUGCCUUAGUGGCAGUACUGAUUUGAAUUAGUAACACAGGUUGGCAUGAGAGAACACAUUCCUUUCCAUAUUAAUCUUAAUUUUUAUAAAUAAGUGUUUACUUGUAUAAUUGCGGUACGUGUAUGAUAGUGUGCUUUACCUGGUAGAUGUGUUUACCUUCAAGUGUAUUUGUCAUUUGUGUAAAACAUAACACCAUGUUUUCCAUUAUUGACUGAUUAGUAGAUUUUGGAUAUUGUUUAUUGGUAAAUUAUCCUAACCUUAUCACACUGACAUUAGUAUCUAAAUUGUGCCAAAUUAGAUGAACCAUUUUUGGCCAGUAUUACAAUCUAGGAGAUUUAUUUUGUGUUAUUCCACAAGCAUCUUUAAUACAGAACCAUUGGACCAUUUCAGGCUCCUGUGCAGAAAAUUUCCAAUCGGACUGCCAAGGCGUGCCUUAACUGUUGCAGCACGUUCUUUUAGAAUGACACGAUUGAAGAAUGUUGAAAUAGGUUUCGUCCAUUGUCUGAAUUGACGCAUAUAAUGUCUGGGGGUUAGGUUAUUAUGGUCUAUUUUCAGCAAAACAUUUAUUGCAUUAUUAAUUUGGUUCUCAGUCAGCUGUGUGAAAAGCUAUGAAAUGACUUCCUGACAUGAAAGGUGCUAUAUAAAUGUAAAUUGUUGUUAACUGAACGUAAAAUUGAAAAACAUUUUCUGUAACUGGGAUUUACAGAUAAUUGUUGAUGCAUUAUUGCACAUAGGUCAGCCGUAGUGCCAUUGGCCAAGUUUUUAAAAAUUCCGAAAUGUAAAUGCUGCUGAGAGUUAAGUCGAAGCUGAUUUUCUUAACUAGCUUUGAUUACCUUCCCUCCCCCUUCCUAAGCCAUUAAUUUAAUCCUUUCACCUAUAUUGUCCUCUUUUAUCUGCAAGAGCAGGAUGAAUCACUUUGUUUAUCCUACUGCUUCCUUCUUGAAUGCAGAUGCAGGAAGUUAUAUCACACAGCAGACUUAACUGAGAUCACAGAUGCUUGUCAUCUUGUGCAAAUGUCAGCUCAGGCUGGGAUUCAGUCCCUAAUCUCCUAAACUUGGGGUUGACAUUUUAGUGUUCCAGCUCCACAUUUGCAAUAGCUGAUGACUUUUGCUUUUAUUUACUGCUAUAUGAUUUCUUCUGGUACCCAUUUCUUUAAAUAGAAAUGCUUGUAACCUUUUCAGUUGGUGUAAGUGACUUUAUUCAUUGCACCCAUGGUUUUUAGAUAAAACAGCUUCUGUGCCAAUUGGAGGAACAUCACUGCUGGUUCUGAGAUUUCUUUUGAAAUGUUUUUUUCUCUAAUCACUUUAGGGUAAAUAUAGAUUUUUUAAAUGGAACUAUUGACAGUUGUGUUUUUUGCUGUUUUAUUUCACCAUAUUUGACAUGAAUCCUGUGUGUUAUUUAGGAAAUAAACAAUCACUCAAUUAA
Messenger RNA from Callorhinchus milii (elephant shark), 4229 nucleotides. RefSeq names its product dpy-19 like C-mannosyltransferase 3 (gene dpy19l3). The transcript has 19 exons. Gene Ontology annotation, cellular component: nuclear inner membrane. The record is from RefSeq and is a predicted model, not a curated record. Lineage: Eukaryota; Metazoa; Chordata; Chondrichthyes; Chimaeriformes; Callorhinchidae. Bases 136 to 2370 code for a protein of 744 amino acids. Gene Ontology annotation, molecular function: mannosyltransferase activity.